Molecule: messenger RNA, 4982 nt
Organism: Prionailurus viverrinus (fishing cat)
Lineage: Eukaryota; Metazoa; Chordata; Mammalia; Carnivora; Felidae
Gene: BAIAP3
Product: BAI1 associated protein 3
Exons: 31
Coding region: 108-3836 (1242 amino acids)
Source: RefSeq, a predicted model, not a curated record
GCGGCUGCUAGCGCGCGCUGUGCCUGGCGUCUCUGGAGCGGGUGCGGAGCGCCGCAUCUCCGGAGCCCCCGACCGCGCGCCCCCGGCCCGGCCCACGACCGCCGGCCAUGACGACCCUGCUGGAGAUCAAGAGCAGCGUGCUGCGGCAGGUGCAGGCGUGCCCCACCUUCCGCCGGAGGGCCGAGGGAGAGCCGGCCGCCACCAACGCUGACCCCCCGGAGCCGGCCGCAGGGGCUUGGAAGCCCGGGGACGGCGUGGAGUUCUUCGCGCACAUGCGCCUCAUUCUGAAGAAGGGGGAGGGCAGACAGGGCCUGCCGUGCCCCGAGGUCCUCUUGCGCAGCGGUUCGCCAGCCCCUGCUGAGCCCGUGGACCCCAGCCGUGGCCUGAGAGCCCUGACCCAGGAGGAGGUGGAGAUGCUCUAUGAGGAGGCCUUGUACACAGUCCUCUACCGUGCAGGGACCAUGGGCCCUGACCAGGUGGAUGACCAGGAGACCCUACUGGGCUACCUUCAGCAGGUGUUUGGUACCAGCCCUGAGGAGCACGCUGAGGCCAUUGAGCGUGUGAAGAAGGCCAAGGCCCCCACGUAUGCCCUGAAAGUCUCUGUCAUGCGUGCCAAGAACCUGCUGGCCAAAGACCCCAAUGGCUUCAGUGACCCGUACUGCAUGCUGGGUAUCCUGCCGGCCUCGGGUGCCCCCCGGGAGCCAGGGCCGCGCACGGAGCAGCGCUUCAGCUUCCGCAAAGGCAGCAAGCGUGGGGGUCCGCUCCCGGCCAAGUGCAUCCAGGUCACCGAGGUCAAGAGCAGCACCCUGAACCCUGUCUGGAAAGAGAACUUCGUCUUUGAGAUCGAGGAUGUCAGCACGGACCAGCUGCACCUGGAUAUCUGGGACCAUGACGAUGAUGUGUCUCUGGUGGAAGCAUGCAGGAAGCUGAAUGAAGUCAUCGGCCUGAAGGGCAUGAGCAGGUAUUUUAAACAGAUUGUCAAGUCGGCCCGUGCAAAUGGGACAGCAGGGCCCGCGGAGGACCACACGGAUGAUUUCCUGGGGUGUCUCAACAUACCCGUCCGGGAGGUGCCCGUGGCCGGUGAAGACCGCUGGUUCAAGCUGGAACCACGCUCCAGCGCCUCCCGCGUUCAAGGAGACUGCCAGCUGGUCCUCAAGCUGAUCACCACACAGAGGGACACGGGCAUGAGCCAGCGCGGGCGGGCGGGCUUCCUGUCCUACAUGCUGCUGCUCAGUCGUCUCCUGCAGUUCGAGCACCGAUCCGAGGAGCCCAAGGCGAGCUGCUGGCGGGGAGAGCUCAGCGGGCCCGCGGCCACGAUCCUCUGCCUGCACGGCGCGCAAAACAACCUGUCGGCGCUGCAGCUGGCUGUGCUGCACUGGCAGGUCAGCAGCCGCCACCAUCAGACCCGGACCCUGGACUACGGCUACCUGCUGGGGCUGCUGGAGGACAUGCAGGCGCAUUGGGAAGAGGCGUCUUCGCUGCCCCAAGGGCAGGAGGAGAGCCUGGCUGACAGCUUCAAUGCCUUCUCUGAGUUUGGGCUGCGGCUGCUGCGUCAGCUUCGAGACUUCUUCCCCGCCAGCAACAGCACUGCCGUCUACCGUCUGGAGCUGCUGCUCAAGUGUCUCAGCAAGAUGCAGAUCUUCCAGCCUUCCUUCGAGGUGUGCUCCUUCCGGACAGAACUAAACGCGGACAUCUCUGCUGCUCUGAAGAGAGGCAACCGUGAGUGGUAUGACAGGCUCCUGAACACCAAGAGUCCUCGAGAGCAGUCGGGGCCGCAGCGCCUCGCGGGGCUGGUCGAGCUGGCGGACGCCGUCUACGAGGAUCUGCAGUCCUGCUACGGCAUCUACGCCAGCCUCUUCCACAGCAUCACCGACAUCGACUUCUUCACACUCACUUUCCGGCAGCUGGAGCGUCUGGUGGCCGAGGAGGCAUGGGUGCUGACGGAGGAGCUGAGCCCCAAGAUGACCCUCGAGGUGGCCUCAGGGCUCUUCGAACUGUACGUGACCCUGGCGGACAUCCAGCGUUUCUGGAGCAGCAUCCCCGGCCGCGACAGCCGCUCCCUCGCCCUGGCUGGCAUCCAUGGCCCGUUCCUGCCCGCUGUGAAGCUUUGGCUGCAGGUGCUGCGGGACCAGGUCAGGUGGAGGCUGCAGGGAGCCGUGGAUGUGGACACGCUGGAGCCCAUGGACGCCUCCUCCAAGCACAGCAGUUCUGCGGCCACGGCUAGUCUCUGCUUCAGUCACAUCCAGGAGCUGUGGGCCCGCCUGGCAUGGCCGGACCCUGCCCAGGCCGAGGCCCUGGGCACCCAGCUCAGCCAGGACCUGUGUGCGGCCACCCUUUUCUACACUGAGCUGCUGCGGAAGAAGGUGGACGCUCAGCCGGGGGCCGCGGGCGAGGCAGUGAGCGAGCCAGUGAGCGGCCUGGCGGGCAGGGGGCGGGGCCGGGGGCGGGGCGGGGCGACCACCGGGCUGCCGACCCCUCCCCCCCGACGUGGGCCGCCUCCCCAGCUCUGUGUGGUUCUCAACAACGUGGAGCUCCUGCGCAAGGCUGCCGGGCAGACGCUGCGGGGUCUGGCGUGGCCGGAGGUGCCCUCGGGGCCCGAGGGGGUGCUCCCGCGACCUCUGCUCGGCUGUGCACAGGCCCUGGACGAAGACCUGCAGCAGGAGGUCCACACCGUGACGGCGCACCUGACCUCCAAGAUGGUGGCUGACAUCAGGAAGUACGUGCAGCACAUCAGCCUGUCGCCCGACUCCAUCCAGAACGAUGAAGCCGUGGCCCCACUCAUGAAGUACUUGGAUGAGAAGCUGGCCCUGCUGAAUACCUCCCUGGUGAAGGAGAACCUUAGCAGGUACAGCUUGGGGCGGUUGGGCCGGGCCGGGGCCUGGGGUCCCUUCACGGCCACGGGCACGGGCACGGAGUGUCCCUGCAGGGUGUUGGAGGCCCUCUGGGAGCUGCUCCUGCAGGCCAUCCUUCGGGCACUGGGGGCAAACCUCGACGUCUCUGCCGAUUUCUACGGCCGCUUCCACUUUACGCUGGAGGCCCUGGUGAGUUUUUUCCACGCGGAGGGCCAGGGUCUGCCCCUGGAGAGCCUGAAAGACGGAAGCUACAAGAGGCUGGAGGAGGAGCUGCGCCUGCAUCAGUGCUCCACCCGCGAGUGCAUCGAGCAGUACUACCUGGACAAGCUCAAGCAGGUAGCGAGGCCCCGUGUGCGCACGCGCAGUGUGGGCACGCGGCCCCGCCCCCGAACCCCUGCGCCGCGGUCACUGGCGCAAGCCCUUCCGCAGAGGUCCCUGGAGCAGAAGCGGUUCGGACGCCUGAGCGUGCGCUGUCACUACGAGGCAGCGGAGCAGCGGCUGGUGGUGGAGGUGCUGCACGCCGCGGACCUGCCCCCGCUGGACGCCAACGGCCUGAGUGACCCGUUUGUGAUCGUGGAGCUGGGCCCGCCACACCUCUUCCCGCUGGUCCGCAGCCAGAGGACCCAGGUGAAGAACCGGACGCUGCACCCCGUGUACGACGAACUCUUCUACUUCUCUGUGCCGGCAGAGGCGUGCCGCCGCCGCGGUGCCUGCGUGCUGUUCACCGUCAUGGACCACGACUGGCUGUCCACCAACGACUUCGCGGGGGAGGCAGCCCUCGGCCUGGGCGGCGUCGGUGGCAUAGCACGACCUCAGGUGGGAGGGAGCGCGAGGGCCAGGCAGCCCGUCACCUUGCAUCUGCGCCGGCCCAGGGCCCAGGUGAAGUCGGCACUGAGGAUGCUGGAGGGCCGCACCAACAAGGAGGCGCAGGAAUUUGUCAAGAGACUCAAGGAGCUGGAGAAGUGCAUGGAAGCGGACCCCUGAGCUCCCGCCGCCCCCCCCCCCCCCAGUCCUGCCCCGCAUCAGCUUUGUGCAGUCGGGCUCAUGCUCCCCCGUGUGGUGUGUGUGCUGCCCCGGCCGUGUCUGUGUGGUGUGUACAGUGAACCCCUUGCGUCCAGUGAGCAGCCCCCACCCUGGAUCUGGGGGUAACUCGCAGGGCCUGGCCACCCGGCAAGCUUCUCUAUCUGCAACCUUAGCUUGUGCAGCCCACACAGGAUUCCCGGAGGGGUGGCUCUGCUCCCCAGGAGACAUCAGGCUAUGACUGGAGGCGUUUUCGGUGGUCACGGCUACUACUGAAGGAGGUGCCACGGCACCCAUGGCGAGACCAAGGACGCUGCUGGAAGUCCUGCGGUAAACGUGACAGCGCCCUCCGCCCAGCAAGGAACAGCCCGCCCCAAACGUUACCAGUGCCACAGCCCUUCUCAGAGGAAGCACGGUCUUUGCUUUGUGGGGUGGGGAGUGUGGCAGGGCCUCGCAGGCCAACAGGAGGGAUGGCCCAGGUUUGAGUCUGGACAACCCCAGCUGUGGUGGGAAACCGCUCCCAGGUGUCCUGGUGGAGGGACAGAGUGAGCGUCUGGGACCCUUCACCCUCACCCGAGGGCACACACAGAGGUUUGCUAAGCAGCGCCCGGGUCUCCAAUCCCCACCUGGUUCCUAGGCCUGGGGGAGGGUGCCCCAACGUCACUGUGAGGCUGGGCCCUCAUGCAAGGUCGAUCGGUCAGGGUGAGGGGACCCAUGUCGGCCACUCAGCUGUGCAGUUACUGUCCCUCCGUGUGCGCACACGCGUGCCCAUGCAAGAUGGGCCCCAAGCCCGGCACCCCACCGUCCAGCGGCCCAGACCCUUCCCGUCCGACUCGGCCUCGCUGGAGACUGAGAGUCCCCUCCCCCCCCAUCCCCAGGGCAAGUGCAAAGAAACAGGCUCACACCGGGGUCUCCUGGCUUGCAGCUUCACUGGGAGGGCUUGAAGGCCCCAGAGCACAGCUGUGUCAGAACCGCGGGGACACAGUCCAGGGCCACUCGGUGUUGAGAGGGCCGACGCUGCCAGCCUGUCUGUAUCCCCACAAGUCCUGUCGCUCCCUCUCGAGUUUCUUAUUGCUCCGCCUCAAAAAAUAUACGUGUCUGCAACCUUUA